CGGACCACAUCUGACCUGCUGAAAAAUAACACCCUGGAUUUUUUGGAUGGCUCCCCAACGGUCCUCUGCCCGCUCCCUCCCCACCUCCCGCCGCCCACCCAGUUCCCGUGCCCCGGCGGCCCUCUCCGGCGGCCAGCGACCCCAAGCCCACACCCAACACCAGCCUCACCCGCCGGCCGGCCACUCCGGCAGCCAGCAGCCAGAUAAAGCCUCGAUUUCUUGCUCUUUUCGUGAAGGUCAACUCAGAUCUCGUUCAAGUGGGGACGCUCCUCUCCCCGGUCGGUCCCGCCCUGCGUCGGUGGACCUGGAAGAUGACACGGACGGAUGGAUCCAGGUCAAGAACCGUCGUCGUCGCCGUGCUUCUUCCGCCUGUGGCCACCUCACCUACCCUCCAAAAGUUACUGCAUCUUCCCCAAAGAUUCCGCGGUGGCUCGCAGGUCGUUGCUUCAAAUGCCUAGGACUUGGGCACUUCAAAUCCACCUGCGAGGGCGAGGUCCGCUGCAUCACCUGCUGGCGCAGCGGCCACAUCGCGCGCUGCUGCCCCUCGUGCUCCUCCUCUGCUCCAAGCUGCCGCUCUACCUCACCAAGGGGCUCCACCUCCACAACCCACCCUCCGCCGCCCGCAGAUUCCAUGGAGCAUUCCCCCCCCCCCCCUUGCUGAUGUCUCCCUGGCCCAGGUACGCUACCCGCAGGAGAGACAUACCCAGGGCGACCCCGUUUUGCGGCCGGCAAGGGGACGCUGCCUCAUCUCCCGCACACAGGGCAUGGCGGCGCUUGAAGCUGACUAUUGCAACCGGGCACUUCUGGCCACGGUCCAAGGAGGGCGGCCACCCGUCUCCACUGAAGCCCUCGUGCAGGCGAUGGAACAGACCUGUGGGGUCCAGCGCCGUCACUCCCGGGUCGAGGUAACCUUCCCUGCCGAUUUCUUCAUCACCUUUGCCUCCGCGGAGGACUGCACGCGGGUGGUCGAGCGCUCCGGGAGUUUCCGCUGCGGCGGAGCAACUAUUGGGUUCCGCAGGUGGCACAGGAGCUCGCAAGCGACUGGCUCGAAGCUACAGUUCUUCACCAAGCUGGGCAUUGAGCGCAUGCCGGCGUAUGCGUGGGAGUGGGAGGCUGUCAGCCAGCUCGUCAACAACCUCGGCGGCCAACUCGCGGAGAUCCUGCCCGCCACGGACAGAUGGUGCAUGACGCUCACGGCUUGGAUGCGUAAUCCGAGCGGGGUGCCAAAGGAGUUCGAUUUUGAAGUGCCUGAACCUUGCGGGCCCCCUGAUGCGCAUGUGUUUUUGGACGACCCGGCUUCGCGACUGCCCCCGCAGGCCCCGACUUUCAGGCGCACCCUGGUCCAUCCUCUCAUCAUCCAUGUGAUUGAGGUGGUUGACCGAACCAUGUCGCACAUGGACGUGCAGCGUGAGUCCAUCGACGGCGACGAGGAUAUGAUACGCAAGCAUACAUACCCAUGGUGGGGCGGCAUGGUCAACGGCACGGGGCGCGGCCCAGCGCGAAGUGGCGGCCACGUUUUUGCAAACCCAGGGAGGGACAGCACAAGUGGCGGAUGGGGAAGGUCACGCUCCCGCGGGCUCCUGCCUCCGGCGGGCGGUAUGCUGGUCGCGCAGCACCUCCAGGGAGGCCAUCCAGUGACACCUACCCCCCCGGGGGCCCCCUCGUCCACCUCGGCGGCGCUCACUGCCACCAGCUCUGCGACACGCGCCGUCACGCCCACCCUGCCGCCACAUCGUCAAGGUGGCCUGCUCGCAGAGCCCACUCCGGGGACAGCCUCGGCAUGCUCAGCGGCGCACACGCCAAUAGGUUCGGCGGCGCUCGGGCUCACCCCACCCUCGCUUGGGACAUGGUCGACUACCUCCACUGCUGUAGGAUCGGCGGCCCUGGCGCCCACACCACCCUCGCUGCCUCUCCGACGACCGAUGCCGCUGAUGCUCCAACGGCAGUCUCCGCUCUUUGGCUCUCCGGUGCGUCCGCACUCCCCGCCGCCGGCGUCCCCAGCCUCGAUGCCGCGGAGUGCACCGUCAAAAGGCCUCCCGGAUGCCUUCUUGAAUACGGUGGGGCACAGCGACAGAUCAUCAGAUCAAAGAGUGCUGGGGCAUGUGUCAAUUGACAAAGGUGUCAAGCGGGCUCUGCUUCCGUCCCUGUCCCAGCCUAUGGAUGUGGACCUCACCAACAGCGCUUCUACAGGGCCAGGCUGUGUGAGUGGCCUAUCAAACGGUGGAGCUCCUUCUGCUGAUCAAGUCCAACGCGCGGUGAAGGUGUACACGAGGAGGAAGAAGCAAGGAGGCCGCCCUCCUGCAGGGCCUCGCCCCAAAGAGCCGAGGGAGGUUAUUAUCGGUCCCCGCACGGUGCAAGAGACAAUCAAGCAAGGCCUUUGCCUCUCUCCCGAGGCCUCCAUUCUGGGUCCCCGCCCAACCGCGUCUGCCCCGGUGAGAAGAAAGAAGACCAUACCUCAGGAUUUCACGCCGCGGCGGAGCGAAAGACUGAUCAAGAAGGGAGAUGGCAAGAGCAAGGGCCCCUACCAUAAUGCACAAUGUGUCCUAGCAAAGCGCCUUGGCUUGACUCAAGAAGAUGAAGAGGUCACGGAUGAUGCGCUGGAGCAGUACCUGAAGCUGUUCAACAAGCCGCUAGCACCGCAGCACCUGCGUGCCAUCGCUGCUCUGUUCGUUCCCGAUGAAGUGGAUUUUGAUGAGCCAGCGUACUCAGGCUUUCAAGCUUUCCUCCCGCCUGAGGAGAUAGAACCGUGUGCCUGA
Lolium perenne is the source of this 2756-nucleotide messenger RNA. Lineage: Eukaryota; Viridiplantae; Streptophyta; Magnoliopsida; Poales; Poaceae. The record is from RefSeq and is a predicted model, not a curated record.